AAUCCGCUCGCUUGAUCUCAACCAGCCAGCAGCAGCAGUGGUCGCGAGAGCCUAGAUGUGCAAAACCCCUGGAAUAUCCGUGCGCUGGAGAGGCCAGAACCGACCACCGUGGGGGAGCGUCUUCAUUUAGUCGCCACAAGAGAAAGAGCCGCAGUGAAAGCAUGGCGGUAGAAGAGGAAGGUCUCCGGGUUUUCCAGAGCGUUAAAAUAAAAAUAGGAGAAGCAAAAAACAUCCCUCCUUACCCGGGGCCAAACAAGAUGAGGGACUGUUACUGCACUGUCAACCUGGACCAAGAAGAAGUGUUCAGGACCAAGAUUGUGGAGAAGUCAUUGUGUCCGUUUUAUGGCGAGGACUUCUACUGUGAGAUCCCUCGUAGCUUCAGACACCUCUCCUUCUACGUCUUCGACCGGGAGGUCUUCAGAAGGGGCUCCAGUAUUGGCAAGGUCGCUGUGAAGAAAGAGGACCUGCAGAAAUAUCACGGGAAAGACACCUGGUUCCAGCUGCAACCUGUCAGCGCUGACUCAGAAGUGCAGGGAAAAGUGCACCUGGAGCUGCGUCUUAGUGAAGUCAUCACAGACAGCGGAGUCAUCAACCAUAAACUGGCCACACGAGUUUUGGAGUGCCAAGGUCUUCCAAUUGUCAAUGGCCAAUGUGAUCCCUACGCUGCUGUCUCCUUACUAGGUCCUUCAAGGUCUGAAGCCAAGAAGACAAAGGUGAAGAGGAAAACCAACAAUCCACAGUUUGAGGAAGUGUUCUAUUUCGAGGUGACGAGGCCUUUGAGCUACACAAAGCGACAGUUUGAUGUUGAAGAAGAGGACGUGGACAAACUGGCACUGAGGGUCGACCUGUGGAACGCCAGCAACCUGAAGUUCGGGGACGAGUUCCUGGGAGGUGUUCGGGUUCCUCUGCGGGUCCUGGGUCAGGCUGGAGUCCACGACGCCUGGUACUUUCUGCAACCCAGAGAGAACGGAGGAAAGUCGGUGAAGGUGGACGAGCUCGGCUCUCUGCGUCUGAACAUCGUUUACACUGAGGACCACGUCUUCCCGUCUGAACACUACACUCCCCUCAGAGAUCUGCUGCUGCACUCUGCUAAUGUUGAGCCCGUGUCAGCGUCCACAGCUCACACUCUGGGAGAGGUGUGUCGAGAGAAACAAGAAGCUGCCAUUCCGCUCGUGCGUCUCUUUCUUCAUUAUGGCAAAAUAGUGCCUUUCAUCAGCGCCAUUGCUCACGCUGAAGUCAACCGCACACAGGAUCCAAACACCAUUUUCCGGGGAAACUCGCUGACUUCUAAGUGCAUUGAUGAGACCAUGAAGCUGGCAGGAAUGCACUAUCUGCAAGUCACACUGAAACCAAUCAUAGAUGAGAUCUGCACAGAACACAAGUCCUGUGAAAUCGACCCGGUGAAGCUUAAAGAGUCGGAGAACCUGGAGACGAACAGGGAAAACCUUCGUCAGUACGUAGACCGCAUCUUCAAUGUGAUCACAACCUCUGGCGUUCGCUGUCCCACCGUCAUGUGUGAUAUCUUCUUCUCUCUGAGAGAAUCUGCUGCCACUCGUUUCCAAGUCGACCAAGACGUCCGAUACACAGCAGUGAGCAGUUUUAUCUUCCUGCGUUUCUUCGCUCCAGCCAUCCUCUCACCAAACUUAUUCCAUCUACGGCCGCACCAUCCAGAUCCCGCCACCUCUCGAACCCUCACCCUCAUCUCCAAAACAAUCCAGACCCUCGGAAGUCUCGCCAAGUCUAAAUCUGCCAAUUUUAAAGAGUCUUACAUGGCUGCAUUUUACGACUACUUCAAUGAGCAGAAAUAUGCAGACGCUGUGAAGAAUUUCCUGGAUCUGAUCUCCACCUCUGGAAAAUGGGAUCAGAAGAGCAUUGAAACACCAAUAAUGCUCAAGGAAGGAUUUAUGAUAAAGAGAGCACAAGGGAGGAACCGAUUCGGAAUGAAGAACUUCAAGAAGAGAUGGUUUCGCCUUACCAACCACGAGUUUACCUACCACAAAACGAAAGGUGAGGGAGCUUUGUGCAGCAUUCCCAUAGAGAACAUUCUGGCUGUGGAGAGGCUGGAGGAGGAGUCUUUCAAGAUGAAAAAUAUGUUCCAGGUUAUUCAGCCAGAGCGGGCACUCUACAUCCAGGCCAACAACUGUGUUGAGGCACGAGACUGGAUCGACAUCCUGACCAAAGUCAGCCAAUGCAACCGCAAACGCCUGAGCACCUACCAUCCUUCAGCCUACCUCAAUGGCCACUGGCUCUGCUGCAAGCUCUCAGCCGACGCGGCCCCGGGGUGCACACCCUGCACUGGUGGUCUCCCGGCAAAUAUCCAGCUGGAUGUAGACGGAGACAGAGAGACUGAGAGGAUUUAUUCCCUCUUCAGCACAUACAUGACCAAACUGAUCAAGAUGCAAGAGGCAUGUGGCAGUAAAUCAGUGUAUGACGGGCCCGAACAGGAGGAGUACUCCAGCUUUGUCAUCGAUGACCCUCAGGAGACCUACAAAACCCUGAAGCUGAUAGUUUCAGCUGUGCAGACGUUGGAGCAGCAGCAUACCAAGUACAAACGGGACAAGUUCAAGAAGACAAAGAUAGGCAGCCAGGAGCAUCCAAUUGGAGACAAGAGUUUUCAGUGCUACAUCCGUCAGCAGUCUGAGAGCUCCACCUACUCGAUCUAGCCAUGGAACUGUAAACUGUUUCUAUGAUGCCCAGAACCAGCAAAUUUUUCUUUACUGCAAAAAAAAAUCCACCUUAACAAAGCUCAGCGGCUGCGUAGAUGGACUUUUUUUUUUUUUUUUGCAGUCUCAAAGUGCAUCACUCCAAAUUUGGAGAAACAGACCUCAGACCAGCAAGAAAAAAACAAGAGGAACAAUUGUGGAGUGGAAGGAGAAGAAGAGAUCAUCACACCGUACAUCUGUUUUGGAUCUCCUCUCUGUGAUGUGACGAGAGAACAAACGUUUUCACUGGACAGCUUUUUGACAGUGACCAACACGCACUUUAAUCACCUCCAAAUCUGGAUGAUCAAGCCUCGCAGCACACUUUCAAAAAAAAAAGCUUAUUUUAUCUGUUUGAUUUGUAUUUGGUUAUUUUAAUGGUUGUUUAAAUGUUCCGUUGUAUUUCACAUCAUGACAGACCAAACUCUAGAAGGAAGGACUGUAAUUUUCCCCUCUUUGGGCAGUGUUGUUCCCAUGUACCUUUUUUUUUCUUAGCUUUGCCCCCCCUCUCCUCAACCUCCUCAGGAAGGCUGUGAAGGUUGAGGGGAUUCAAGAAGGGAUUUUCGGGACCAAGCACAGCCCAGAGCAACUUGAUGAUAGGUAUCAAAAAUCACUCCAUGCACAAUUUUACCCCUCAUUUUUAAUCCUUAUCAGCAGCAUGACAACAGAUGUAUAGGUUCAAGUUUCCAUGUUUCAUUUGAAACCUUGUUUCGUUGUGGUUGGAUAUCGUGCCUCUGUGUGAUCAUUACCCACGUUGAAGGAGUAGCAUGUUGUUUUUUUAGUUGUUUUAUCUGCUUACACAGAGUCUUUGAAUGCUGUUUGAGGGUAUGUUGCUUAGCACAAAGGUCAAGUUGUAGGUUCUCUUUAAAGUAAGGUUAAAUGUCUUAUUACUGAAAUCCAUCUUGAUUGUAAAUAUAAAUUAGAGUUUGUUAAACUUUAAAUCCUUUUUUGCAGUAGUGGAUUAUUAGAUGAUCAUGUGCUUACAAUAUGCACACAGUGGCCACUUUAACAGGUAUAUUUAUACUAUCUAUUGCAAUUUAAUACAACAGCUCAGCCAUAAAUUUAACAUAAUAAUGUUCAGUUUUCGUUGCUUUGUCAGAAAUACAUACAUUUAAUUAUG
Molecule: messenger RNA, 3819 nt
Organism: Stegastes partitus (bicolor damselfish)
Lineage: Eukaryota; Metazoa; Chordata; Actinopteri; Pomacentridae
Gene: rasa3
Product: RAS p21 protein activator 3
Exons: 24
Coding region: 162-2663 (833 amino acids)
Biological process (GO): intracellular signal transduction; negative regulation of Ras protein signal transduction; regulation of GTPase activity
Molecular function (GO): GTPase activator activity
Source: RefSeq, a predicted model, not a curated record